GCUACAACAGGUAGACUGACUACAUUUAUGCUCCACGUCUCAUGACUUGUUAAUUCCACAGACUGCGUGUGGAUUUUAUAACGCCUGUUGCGUUCAAAAGUUACUUGUUAGUCCUUACUGCUCCUUCAAAAUUGUUCAAAAAGUAGUUUUUAUGCUCGAAAGUGGCUAGCUUAGCGGGCUAGCCUCAGCAGGAGGGCAGAGAUUCGUUCAUCAGUCUCGAGCGCACGCUUGACGGCAUCAUGGAGGAGGAAGCCCCCGCGGACAGCGAGGCAGAGACCUACGCCGCGGAGGCAGAGACCUACGCCGCGGAGGCCAUGGCUGCAGACAUGGACCCCUGGAUAGUUUUCGACUCCAGAAAUACCCCCCGGUCCGAAUUUGACGGCUGGCUGGAGAGCAACAGACCCUCCCAGGUGUACCGGUUUGGGGACGAAGACAACGGGGUCAGUCCGGUGGGGUGGAUAGCCGUGCUGGGUCCCAACCACUGCCCGUCUACAGGUGACGUGACUGGUCUCCAAGAGAGCUGGGACAAACUGCUUGCCAGCUCCCGGCCUGUCACCUUCCAGACUGUGAAAGAACUGGCCCUCAACCACGGCGUACUUUCCGGAAAGUGGCUCAUGCACUUAGCCUCUGGCUUCAAGCUGGACCACGCGUGGGAGUGCGUGGCCAGAGCAGCCUUAGAGGGGAAAAUCUCCCUGGUCAAAGUGAGUCCUUACAACCCCAAGGCGGAAGGCAAGCAGGUGAUCUGCGCCUAUAACCAGAACUUCACAGACGAAAGCGAAGUGGUACAGCUGGACUCCUUCAUCCGGGCCACGGGCGUCAAAUGCCCCCUCUCCUACAAGCCAGACGUCUACACCUACCUGGGGAUCUAUCGGAACAACCGCUGGAAGCUCUGCCCCACCAUCUAUGAGAGCAAGUUUGACCUGGAGCGUGUGCCAAGGCGCUCGCACAUCAUCAACAAAGUCACAAAUCUGGAAGUAACAUAAGGAAGAUUAGUUGGGUGCCUUUCCCCCCCGGACUGAUUUUAAGACGAGGCCUUUGGGUGAACCUGUGCAGUAAUGAAAACUGAUCGAGUUUGUAUCUCAAGUUCUUCCAUUUCUUUUGACUGGCACAUUUUCUAAGUUCUGCUAGGGGUGAUUGCUUUGGAUUGAUUCCAUUCAGGAAUAAAGCACUUAAGGGACUGGCUGGAUUGUUUGAGCUAUAUGCAUGUUUUCAGGAGGUGAUUUGACUUAUGAACGGAACUCAUUGAUUAGAAGGAAUUGUUUUUUUGUUGUUUUUUUUUAGCUUUAAAUCGUGUUAAGUACUACACUAUUUCCAAAUAAAACACACAUCUGAAUAACUUA
Molecule: messenger RNA, 1340 nt
Organism: Gambusia affinis (western mosquitofish)
Lineage: Eukaryota; Metazoa; Chordata; Actinopteri; Cyprinodontiformes; Poeciliidae
Gene: lg18h11orf68
Product: linkage group 18 C11orf68 homolog
Exons: 2
Coding region: 240-983 (247 amino acids)
Source: RefSeq, a predicted model, not a curated record